Molecule: messenger RNA, 2177 nt
Organism: Populus trichocarpa (black cottonwood)
Lineage: Eukaryota; Viridiplantae; Streptophyta; Magnoliopsida; Malpighiales; Salicaceae
Product: probable polygalacturonase
Exons: 7
Coding region: 401-1882 (493 amino acids)
Biological process (GO): carbohydrate metabolic process
Molecular function (GO): polygalacturonase activity
Source: RefSeq, a predicted model, not a curated record
GGAGAGAGAGAUAGAGAGAGAGAGAGAGAGAGAGAUAGCGAGGGAUACCCUCCUCGUCCCAUGCUCUUUCUCUCGAAAAAUCAACUUCCAUCAGUGUUAAUCAGCUCUCAAUCAAGGGAAACAUAGAAAAACUAAAAUCCUCAAAAGGGACACACAGACACCACUGUUUUAGCUCAAAUAUCAGUAUUUAAACACUAACCCAACUUCGAUUUCAUCGAGUGCUUCAGUCCCUUUUGCUUUUUCGGGUUUUCUUUAGUUCAUAGUGUAUUUGUAUUCUUGAAGAAGAUCAUAGGAGUGAGUGAGUGAGUGAGAAAAUUACAAUGGAGUAGCAGGUGAGGUGAAGGAACAAUUAAGAGGGACCUACUGCUUAAUUUUUGGCUGACAGCAACGGUCACUUUUAAUGAUAUUUCUUUUCUUUUCUUCUUUGGAUGGUGGAAAGGUUAAGCUGCUUGGGCUCAAAACGGAAAUAGCAGAUCUUAGUCAUAUGAGGAGAUCUUUUACUCUGGUGAAUGUGCUGCUGUUACUUGCAUUAUUCGGUGAUGCUCCAUGGGCUAUCAAGUGCAGCUUACUUUGCGAACAGGGCAACCUGGCAGUGAUUCGACCUCACAGUGUCACUAUUACUGAAUUUGGAGCAGUUGGAGAUGGGGUCACUCUCAACACAAAGGCAUUCCAGAAUGCCAUCUUCUAUCUCAAUUCAUUUGCUGACAAGGGCGGGGCCAAGCUCUUUGUCCCAACUGGCCGUUGGUUGACAGGAAGCUUUGAUCUGAUCAGUCAUCUGACAUUGUGGUUAGAUAAGGAUGCUGUCAUCCUUGGAUCAACUAACUCUGAUGAUUGGCCAGUUAUUGAUCCACUGCCAUCAUAUGGCCGAGGGAGGGAGUUGCCUGGGAGGAGGCACAAAAGCCUUAUUUAUGGUCGUAAUUUAACAGAUGUUAUUAUAACAGGUGACAAUGGAACUAUUGAUGGCCAAGGCAGCAUAUGGUGGGACUGGUUUCGAAAUCAAACCUUGAACUAUACCCGGCCUCAUCUGGUUGAAUUUAUGAACACUACUGGGGUAGUCAUCUCAAACCUGACUUUCAUAAAUUCACCGUUCUGGACCAUCCACCCUGUUUACUGCAGCCAAGUUAUUGUUCAGAAUGUCACGAUCCUUGCUCCUCUUGAUUCACCAAACACUGAUGGGAUUGAUCCAGAUUCUUCUGAUGAUGUUUGUGUUGAGGACUGCUACGUUAGCACUGGUGAUGAUAUAAUUGCCAUCAAAAGUGGGUGGGAUGAGUAUGGCAUGUCAUAUGGUCGUCCUAGCAAAAACAUUACCAUUCGCAGGCUUGUUGGACAAACUACUAGUGCUGGGAUUGCAAUUGGAAGUGAGAUGUCUGGAGGAGUGUCAGAGGUUCAUGCAGAAAAUCUCAGGUUCUACAAUUCAACUACAGGUAUCAGGAUAAAAACGUCUCCUGGAAGGGGGGGAUAUGUGAGGAACAUUUAUAUAUCAAAUAUGAGCUUGACUGAUGUCAAAACAGCUAUAAGUUUCACUGGUCGAUAUGGAGAGCACCCAGAUGAGUAUUAUGAUCCAACUGCUCUCCCUUUAAUAGAACGAAUAACCGUUGAGGAUGUUGCGGGACAGAAUGUUAAAUAUGCUGGCCUUUUGGAGGGCAUAGAAGGGGAUACUUUUCUUGACAUUUGCCUGUUGAACAUUAACCUCAGUGUGACCUCGAAGUCUCCAUGGAAUUGUUCAUAUAUCCAAGGGUAUUCUGACACGGUUUCCCCAGAGAUUUGUGAGCCUCUCAGGGAGAGAAUCUUCCCUGACCAUUACUCAGAUUGUUACUGUCUAUCACAUCACUUGCAAAGUUCAAGUAAUCAAAACAGAGGUGGUGCUUGGUUGUCUUGGUAAAUUUAUGGAGGCAUAAUAGUAUUGGUUCGGUGAUUAAUUCAUCCUCUACUGUGAAUGUUCAACGUAGUUCAAGAUUUGAUUCUUGCCAUUAUCCACACCGCUGCUCAUUGCCUUUCAGAGGAAAUGGUCGCCUGACAUAUUAAGUUGAGUGAAGUUGCUGAUUUGUGGUUGUUGACUUGAGAAAAUAGUCUUGAGAGAUGAUUUUUCCUGUAGCUGUGUGCAGUAACAAAUAAUUGAGUGCAUUUUUUUUUUAUAUCAUAAGUGGUAAUAGAAUGAGCUUAUACCUUCAAAACUA